This is a messenger RNA of Salvia hispanica, 766 nucleotides long. Its product is annotated as zinc finger protein 3-like. Gene Ontology annotation, biological process: negative regulation of abscisic acid-activated signaling pathway. The record is from RefSeq and is a predicted model, not a curated record. Lineage: Eukaryota; Viridiplantae; Streptophyta; Magnoliopsida; Lamiales; Lamiaceae.
AUUAGGUGUUUGUAAAUUUUAACCGUAAAUUGUGGUUCCUUCCUUACAUAGUACCAAAGCAUUUAUAUUGUAAUCAAUUAGCAUUUGCAAACUUUGAGACUAUCCCAAAAAAUCAAUAAAAUAAGAAGUUGAGCUCAAAACCCUCCAUAAUCCAUAGUCCAUACAUAUGGAGCCACCAAAUUCAGAGCAACACUCCCACCACCAUUCUCUAAGCAUCACUUCACCAUCAUGCCUCACAAAAAUCAUGGAAAAUCAAGAGAAGAUGACUCUGGUUUUGGAUCUAAGCCUGUCAAGCAAAGAUGCUGAGCCAAAUCGAGUGUUCUCAUGCAACUACUGCACCAGGAAGUUCUACAGCUCCCAGGCCCUCGGCGGCCACCAGAACGCCCACAAACGAGAGCGGCGCCUCGGCCACCACUCUCCUCUCCCUCUGCAUAGGUCUCUUGCGAUGCAGGUUCACAGCUCCAUCAUCCAUAAGCCUACUUCUUCUAGCGUUCAUGUGGGCCCACCGUUUAGGUACAAAUUUGGCGGGUUCCCGGUGUUUGGGAGGAGGCCUCCUCUCCAUCCGCAGCCGGCUGUAGGGCGGCUGCCGGUGGAAGGAGUGAAAUGGGAUGCUGGUGCUAAUUUGCAGUUGAAGACUGAAGAGUUUAAAAUCUUGGAUUUGUCUCUCAAACUCUAAUUAGUUUCAGUUUCCAAUAACAAUGUAAGAUCUUCAAUUCUCUUAUUUCCAUUGCUCAAUUUUAUGAGACCAAUUUGAAUUUCUCCCUCA